CCGCCCCCUCCACCACUCACAAAUUAAAAAAAAGUCUUUAAUAUCUUUCCAGCAGAGCCUCCAUUGCUGCGGCGCAGAGAGCAGACAGAUUGACUGAGGGGCCUUUUGAAGAAGUGGAGGAGGAUCCAAACCAACCUGCAGCUUCAGGGAGAGAGGAGCUGAACGCAUGAAGCUCCUCUGACAUCGUGACAGCUCGUGGAUCUGUGAGACUCCCUCUCCUGAUUGUGUAAUACAGGAUUUUUUUUCUUUCUUUCUGCAAAGCGGCCAAACCCGUGAGGAGAGAAAGGAGCAGAGGAAGAAGAGGAGGAGGAGGAGGAGGGGGAGGAGGAGGAGGGGAAAAACCAGGGGCAUUUUGCUACGUUCGUCCAAUCUCGUUUUUUUUUUUUUCUUCCUCUUUCAUGGCGCAAGGGCUUGCACCCGAACCGGACUGUCCUGGGUGUGAGAGCGCCGCGGCGGAUCUGGACCUCCAGGCAGCAUCAGCACCAGCAGCAUCCUCCUCCUCCUCCAUCAUCAUCACCCGCGGCUGCUGCGGCGCCCACACCGACUCCUCGUCCUCCUCCUGCCGGCUCCAUGUCGAGUGAUGGUCGGCUUGCUCUGCUGGAUGCUCCCCGCUCUCUCCGGAUCGUCGACGGACCGAACCUCCUCUGACCGCAGACCCCCAUUUUCGGCGGAAACCUGCCCAGAGAGGAAAGGGGGUCCCCCUUUCAUGGAAUGCGGAAACAUGGGCCUGUUCGACCGCGGAGUCCAGAUGCUGCUGACCACGGUGGGCGCCUUCGCGGCCUUCAGCCUCAUGACCAUCGCGGUCGGCACGGACUACUGGCUGUACUCCCGCGGCGUCUGCAGGUCCAAAUCCAUGAGCGAGAACGAGACCAGCAAGAAGAACGAGGAGGUGAUGACCCACUCGGGCCUGUGGAGGACCUGCUGCCUGGAAGGAAACUUCAAAGGAAUGUGUAAACACAUAGACCACUUUCCCGAGGAGACAGAUUACGAAGCAGACCCAUCUGAGUACUUCUUGCGUGCGGUACGAGCCUCCAGCAUCUUUCCCAUCCUCAGCGUCAUCCUGCUCUUCAUGGGAGGCUUGUGUAUAGCUGCCAGUGAGUUCUACAAGUCACGCCACAACAUAAUCCUCAGUGCAGGGAUCUUCUUUGUGUCUGCAGGUCUGAGCAACAUCAUUGGGAUCAUKGUGUACAUAUCAGCCAACGCGGGGGACCCUUCAAAAAGCGACUCAAAGAAGAACAGCUACUCGUACGGCUGGUCCUUCUAUUUCGGUGCCCUAUCUUUCAUCAUGGCUGAAAUGGUGGGCGUCCUGGCCGUGCACAUGUUCAUCGACCGCCAUCGACAGCUGCGAAUAGGGGCGCGCGCAGCCGACUACCUCCAAGGUUCUGCCAUAACGCGGAUCCCCAGCUAUCGCUACCGCUACAGGCGCCGCUCGCGCUCCUCUUCCCGAUCCACGGACCCGUCGCAUUCCCGCGACACCUCGCCGGUGGGCCUGAAGGGUUUCAGCGCGCUGCCGUCCACGGAGAUCUCAAUGUACACGCUCCCCCGGGACACCCUGAAGUCCUCCGGCACGCCCACCGCCACCUACAACUCCGAGAGGGACCACAACUUCCUCCAAGUCCACAACUGCAUCCAGAAAGACCUGAAAGACUCGAGCCACACCAACACAGCGAACCGCCGCACCACACCUGUAUGAGAACGUCCACACAGGCCCGGCAAGGCCCGGCGGAGGUCAGGAGACACAGGAACCGCUGUGGGAGCGUUAACGCCCCCUGGAGAUAUUUUCAUGUUUAUAGACGUUUAUUCCUUUUGUUCGGCUGCAUGACUUUUCCAUAACCAUUGUUGAGAGAGUUUCAACAAGUCUGCUGUGUUCCUGAAGCCACCAGCAGAGGACUGAGAACGGCUCGGGUUCUCUGUCCAGAGGGAGAGCUGUCAUUGGGGCGGGGCAGAAUUUGUUCAUGAGGUUCAGGGCUCUGAAGCGGGGGUGAAAGGGGGCGGGCAUUUCUAAGACUCCAUGUUUUCAUUGCCCAUCGGUUUGACAGUUUUGCCCCACAAGUUCUGUUGGAGCAACAGGUCUAACUUCCCUUUAGCCACCUCACUCAGAUAAACACCUCUUUUAUUUAUUGACUCAUUUGUUCUUUUUUUUUUUUUUUUUGCAUUAAAACUGUGAAUUGUUACAGCUUGGGAUUCAGUAAGAAGUACCCCAAUCUGUAAUCUCUAACAAAGGUACUAUAUAUAUAUGUAUUACUUUUAUAAAUAAAUUAUUACAUUAAUAAUCGAUUAAUAACAGACUUUACUGAAGCAAAAAAAGAGAAAACUCUACCAAGUGCUGCUGAAAACACGAGAAAAGACUUUUUGUAUCUCUUCAUUCGAAGGUCAAGAACAAGAGAAGGUUCUUUAGGUCGCAGCGACUGACGCCACUGGAGGCACACGGUCAACAGUAGAGUAAUAUUUAUUCUUUCAAUAGAACCUUCUCCUCUUUUUCUCAAUCUCUGUUCCCUUUCUUUUCUCGGAGGAGGGAGGGGGUUCAUAACGCGAGCGCAGGACCCCUGAGGGAAAAAAAAAAGGCAGAGUAAAAGAGUCAAAGACUCCAAAAACUUCUACAAAAUACAAAAUGAAAGGAGCAGAGAGGAAGAAAAAGAAGAGGACGCCAAACACAGAAUAAAAAACGAGUUAAACAUGAAAUAGAAGAAGAAAACGCUAAGAGACUCAAAGUUUCAGAAAUUUAAUGCAUGCUAUAAAAUUACAGCAGAUCUGCUCUUGAGAAACUUAAGUUUUAAAGUUAAUAAUUAUAAGGGGGAAAAGGCGCUAGAGUUUUAAAUAAUAAUGUUUUCAUGUGUGUUUUAUUCUUUUUUUUUUUAGUUUAUUUGAUCUCAUUACAUUUGUGAGACGAACCAAACGAUUUACAUCGAACAAAACUGCUUUUUUUAAAAAAACAGUUUGGCUGAAUUUCUUUCUGAAUAUAUACAAAAAUGUCUGUAUUGGUUUUUGUUUUUUAAAACUCACACAGCCUUAGCCAUUUCUUUUGGUUUAUUUUUUGAUUUUUAAUGUGUUGUUUAAAUUGAAAAUGAAAUCUUUAAAGGUGCCAAAACCGAAUGAUCCUAUACUUGGAUGCAUCAAGUCCUGAUGAAUAAAAAUACGAACCCCAGGGGGAAGAAACCA
This is a messenger RNA of Austrofundulus limnaeus, 3159 nucleotides long. RefSeq names its product calcium channel, voltage-dependent, gamma subunit 2a (gene cacng2a). The coding region runs from base 581 to 1693 and encodes 370 amino acids. NCBI's taxonomy places the organism in Eukaryota, Metazoa, Chordata, Actinopteri, Cyprinodontiformes, Rivulidae. The transcript is spliced from 5 exons. Gene Ontology annotation, molecular function: channel regulator activity; voltage-gated calcium channel activity. Gene Ontology annotation, biological process: neurotransmitter receptor internalization; regulation of AMPA receptor activity; postsynaptic neurotransmitter receptor diffusion trapping. Gene Ontology annotation, cellular component: AMPA glutamate receptor complex; voltage-gated calcium channel complex; postsynaptic density membrane. The record is from RefSeq and is a predicted model, not a curated record.